AUGGCGUCCCGGGACCGCGUGGCUCAGGCCAAGUCCCGGGCGGAGCGGUCGCGGCCCCCUACUGUGCCCGUUCCCCAGAUCGACAUCGUGCCGGGCCGCCUGUCUGAGGCCGAGUGGCUCUCGCUGCUGUCCUUCGAGGAUGCCGAGGAUGCCGUGGGAGACCUCCUGGCCCUGCUGCUGGACCAGGUGCUGGAGGGAUGCUACAAGGUGUACCUGGCCCGCCAGUGCAUCCCCUACGUCAUCAACCAAGCACGGGAGGCCAUGGUGCAGAUCAUCGAGUGGCGCUUCUUGGUGCGGGAUGAGGGCCAGGCGGAUGUCUCAACAGACCCCACGUGGCAGGAGGAUGAGGAGCCUGUGGCCUGCAUCACGGAUUCGUGGGCGCAGGGUUCUGUGCCCGUGUUAGAAGCCAUGCCACGUCCGGAGGAGGAAGAGGUAGAAGAAGAAGAAGAGUUGGUUCCUCCCCGCGAGCCGCCCGAGGAAGCCGCUGCUCCCCAGGAGGCGCCUUGUGACGCGGGUGCUGCUGCCCCCCGGGCGGAGGAGCCGCCCCGGCAGCCCUCCCGAGAAGAGGAGGCCCACGUCGCCACGGGGCUGCCGGCGCCCCCCCGCCGGGCCUCCUCUCUGCCGCGGGCGAGCGCGCCGGCGGCGGCCCGGUCCGGCGGCCCCCCGGGCGGGGAGGGCCGGCUGUGCCGGGCCGGGAAGCACCUGCUGCUGCUGCUGGCGGCGUCGGAGGAGCGUCCGCCGCGCGGCCCCCGCCCGCUCCUGCCGCCCUCCUGCAGCAACCUGCUGCGCAUCCAGCUGGGCCGGCCGCCCACCAGCAAGGACGUGCUGUACGACGGCGCCGGCAACGUCACCGCCGUGCCGCGCCUCGACCCCGCCCGCCUGCCCAAGCGCUGGCUCAAGCCCUGCGUGCAGCUCGUGGACCCCGCCGCCGAGUGCCUGCGCCAGCAAGCCCUGCACACCCGCUCGGGCCAGCGGCCCCCCGCCCGGCCCAGCAGGAGGCGGCUCCCCCGCCAGGCCCCGCCCGCCGCGCCGCCCCCGCCCCCGGGCAGCCGCCUGCAGCCCACCAGCCUGCUCUUCGUCCCGCCCGCCCUGCUGCUGGAGGCCGUGCAGCUGGCCCCGGGGGUCAGCAUGCGGGGCGGCGGCGGCGGCGCCUGGCGGGGGCGCCGCCCCGCCGCCCCGCCCGAGCCAGAAGGCGCCGGCCAGCCCCCGGAGCUCAAGCCCCUGGCCCCCGGCCCGCCCUGCCUCCCCGCCCUGGCCGUGGAGAAGCGUGUUCUUGUGAAACGGGGCGGAGUCCUGGAGGCGAAGCCCACCCUCUCCGCCGGCAGGACGCUGCCCCAGCAGCGGGAGGCUUCUUUGGGCUGCGGCCCAGCCGCUGGUGCUCAAAGCGGCGCGUCCGAAGCGGGACCCUGCCGGGGGGCGCCUCGUGGGCGCAGUCAGGACGAGCCAAGUAUUGUCCGCGACUGA
Euleptes europaea (tarantolino) is the source of this 1464-nucleotide messenger RNA. It is a transcript of the gene C9H2orf81, whose product is annotated as chromosome 9 C2orf81 homolog. Bases 1 to 1464 code for a protein of 487 amino acids. The record is from RefSeq and is a predicted model, not a curated record. NCBI's taxonomy places the organism in Eukaryota, Metazoa, Chordata, Lepidosauria, Squamata, Sphaerodactylidae. The transcript is spliced from 5 exons.